ACCAUGCAAGAAACCACGAUGUAAUAAUGAUGAGAUAAAAAUUCGUAAAUACUAAAUCGUAAUCUUUAUUUUUCGUGAAAUUUGCUGAUGAUUGAUGAACACUACAUGAGCGUCAUAUUUAUAAAUAGAAUGAGCUCCAAAGAGGAAUUUUUAUCCAAAACUGAACGCACUAAGUGUUGGUUGUCUCGUGAUAAUUUUUGGGAAUGUCUGCGUUCUAACAAUGAUAACACAGACAAAUGUACUGAUCUCAGACUAAUCUAUGAAUCAUCUUGUCCUGUUCAAUGGGUAAAACAUUUUGAUAGAAAAUAUAACUACUUGAAGUUUAAAGAAAAAAUGGAAAAAGAUGGUUAUGAACCUUUAAACGAAAAAUGAUGUACUUAAUAUAAUAUUAUACUCAAUAUUGAUGUUAGUUUAAUUGGUAGGUAACAUUAGCUAUAAUAGUUUAUUUGAAAUUAG
This is a messenger RNA of Melanaphis sacchari, 456 nucleotides long. Its product is annotated as cytochrome c oxidase assembly factor 6 homolog. The transcript is spliced from 3 exons. Bases 88 to 372 code for a protein of 94 amino acids. The record is from RefSeq and is a predicted model, not a curated record. Gene Ontology annotation, cellular component: mitochondrion; respiratory chain complex IV. Gene Ontology annotation, biological process: respiratory chain complex IV assembly. Lineage: Eukaryota; Metazoa; Arthropoda; Insecta; Hemiptera; Aphididae.